Molecule: messenger RNA, 315 nt
Organism: Protopolystoma xenopodis
Lineage: Eukaryota; Metazoa; Platyhelminthes; Monogenea; Polystomatidea; Polystomatidae
Source: the annotation of a GenBank genome assembly
AUGCGUCCACGCGUGAAUGAGAGUCAAGCAGAGGCCGAGGCUUAUCUCGGCUCGAGGAUGAACCUGGACUACUUUGAGAUAGACACGAGAAAGACUGCAAAUGAAGCAGGCCCUGGCGACGGAAGCGAAGUCGAAGUUGCCGACAAAAUCACAGCUUCAGGUGCGUUGGAUGUAGAGGAACGACGUCUUCCUGACUGCCUCAUUAUUGGAGUUAGAAAGGGCGGUACAAGGGCUCUUCUUCGGUUUCUGGCGCAACAUCCCAAAGUCCGAGCAGCUAAACAUGAGGUUCACUUCUUCGACAGAUACUUUAGGUAA